Molecule: messenger RNA, 775 nt
Organism: Ceratotherium simum simum (southern white rhinoceros)
Lineage: Eukaryota; Metazoa; Chordata; Mammalia; Perissodactyla; Rhinocerotidae
Product: caspase recruitment domain-containing protein 19
Cellular component (GO): plasma membrane; mitochondrion
Source: RefSeq, a predicted model, not a curated record
CGGACGGGCGGACGGCGGUAGGACGGGCCGGGGCCGGCCUUGCGCGUGCCGUGCCGCCGCCAUGACAGAGCAGACCUACUGCGACCGCCUGGUCCAGGACACGCCCUUCCUGACGGCCCGUGGACGCCUGAGUGAGCAGCAGGUGGACAGGAUCAUCCUCCAGCUGAACCGCUACUGCCCCCAGAUCCUCAGCAACAAGGACGCGGAAAAGUUCCGGAACCCCAAGGUGUCCCUUCGCGUGCGGCUCUGCGACCUACUGGGCCACCUGCAGCGGAGCAGCGAGCGGGACUGCCAGGAGUUCUACCGCGCCCUGUACAUCCACGCCGAGCCGCUGCAUCGCUGCCUGCCCAGCCGGCACGCCCUGCACGACUCAGAUUGCACAGAGCUAGACUCGGGCGCUGCGAGCCGCGAGCUCAGUGACAGGGGACCUGUGGCCUUCCUGGCCUGCCUCGGCCUGGCUGCAGGGCUGGCGCUCCUCGUCUACUGCUGCCCUUCAGGCCCCAAGGUGCUGCCGGGAGCCCGGCGCGUCCUGGGCUUCUCCCCGGUCAUCGUGGACAGACACGUCAGCCGCUUCCUGCUGGCCUUCCUCACUGACGACCUGGGGGGGCUCUGACGGACCCCAGGCGCACCCACCGCCCACCAAAGAGCCCCCGCCAGGGGCCCACUGUUCUCUAAACACUCAUUUUUUUACCAUUUAUCACUUCUGAAGAAGCACUUCACCUUCGCCUCACAAAGGUGCUCGACGAUAUUAAAUGUUUGAGCCUCACCCCUUCUC